UUCACUUGCAGAAGGAGAGCAAUAUUUAAAGAUUAUCUAUUUAUUUUUUCCCUCUCUCAAAUCUCAACGACAUCAUCUGCAGAUUCACAUACAAAAACGAGAAGCACCUCCUUUUCUCCGUUGACAAAGCAAAACUAAGCUCCCAAACAAGCAUGCUGAUCCUCCUUUUCUUGGUGACGACACUGCUAAACUUUCAAUCCAGCGUCCUUGCUGCUACUAAAUUUAGCAGAAAUGACUUCCCUUCUGGCUUCAUUUUUGGUUCUGGCACUUCUGCUUACCAGGUGGAAGGUGCAGCUAAUGAAGAUGGGAGGAGUCCUAGCAUUUGGGAUACAUUUGCUCACGCUGGAUAUGGACAUGGAGGAACCGGAGAUGUAGCCUGUGAUGAAUAUCACAAAUACAAAGAAGAUGUACGACUCAUGGCGGGAAUAGGCUUAGAUGCAUAUAGGUUUUCAAUCUCCUGGUCAAGGCUUAUACCAAAUGGAAGAGGGUAUGUUAAUCCAAAGGGUUUGGAGUACUACAACAACCUUAUCAACGAAUUGAUCAGUCAUGGAGUUCAACCACAUGUUUCAUUGUAUCACUAUGAUCUUCCACAGGUUCUUGAAGAUGAAUAUGGAGGUUGGCUUAAUCGAACUAUCGUGAAAGACUUCACAGCUUAUGCUGAUGUCUGCUUUCAAGAAUUUGGAGACAGGGUUUUGUAUUGGACUACUCUGAGCGAACCUAAUGCCUUUGCUCUUGAAGGUUACGAUGAAGGAGUUUGUCCACCCAGGAGAUGCUCACCCCCCUUCGGGACCAAUUGCUCUGGGGGAAACUCUUCAUCUGAGCCAUACAUUGUAGCUCAUAAUAUGUUGUUAGCACAUGCUUCAGCUGCAAGGCUGUAUGAGAAACAAUACAAGGCCAAGCAACAAGGAUUUGUAGGUAUUAGCGUAUUCACAUAUGGAGUUUCUCCAUUAACAGAUUCAAAAGAGGACAAAAUCGCAGCUGAAAGAGUUCUUGACUUCUCCAUUGGUUGGAUUUUACAUCCCUUGUUUUUUGGUGAUUAUCCUGACAUAAUGAAGAAAAUUGUGGGCUCAAGAAUGCCGGCUUUCAACCAUACUGAAUCCGAACAUGUUAAGGGCUCCUGUGAUUUCAUCGGAGUUAUACAUUACACCACAAUGAAGAUCAAAGACAAAUCCAGCAGUUUGGAACUGAAAGAAAGAGAUUUCUAUGCAGACAUGGCUGCAGAACUUAUAGGAAAUAAUGAUCCUUCAUCUGGUAAGUUCCCUUCCAUGCCUUGGGGCCUUGAAGCACUUCUGGAGUACUUUAAGCAAACUUAUGGCAACCCCACUAUUUACAUUGUUGAAAAUGUUUUGGCAGGUCAAGUAACAUUGCGAAAUUCAUCUUUGGAAGAUACUACGAGGGUCGAGUAUUUGCAUGCAUAUAUUGGGGCUGUGCUUGAUGCUGUUAGGAAUGGAUCAAACACAAAAGGGUACUUUUCGUGGUCCUUCUUGGAUUUAUACGAGUUGUUGAGUGGUUAUCAAGCAAGCUACGGAUUAUUCUAUGUUGAUUUCAAGGAUCCUGAUUUGAAGAGAUACCCUAGACUCUCUGCAUACUGGUAUUCCCAUUUGCUCAAAGGAACAACUGUUACUGCUAAUGGAUUCUCUCAGCUUCCAGAUAACUCCUCAAGCUCGCUCUCAUGGUUUUAGCUUACUACUGUAAGGCUGUGUUUGGUUGUUCAUACGGGUUAACUUGGAACUUGACUGUCACUGCUUCUGAAUUUUUUGUAUAGCAUUUGACAGGACAAGUAUGUUAAUCUUCUGAAAUUAGAAAAAUCU
This is a messenger RNA of Carica papaya (papaya), 1811 nucleotides long. Its product is annotated as beta-glucosidase 11-like. Gene Ontology annotation, molecular function: beta-glucosidase activity. The record is from RefSeq and is a predicted model, not a curated record. Lineage: Eukaryota; Viridiplantae; Streptophyta; Magnoliopsida; Brassicales; Caricaceae. Gene Ontology annotation, biological process: carbohydrate metabolic process.